ACUUCACAUCUCUGGCCAUGGCUACUUCUCCAUCUGAUAAACUCGUCCAAGAAGAAGAAGAAGUGGGAACAGAGGAGGUUGUUGAUCCCGCCAAAACAACCAAGGAAGAAGACGAAGUGCGAACAGAAGAAGACCAAGCGCGAACAGAGGAGGCUGAUCCCGAAAAAACAACCGAGGAAGAAGACGAAGUGCGAACAGAGGAAGACAAAGCACGAACAGAGGAAGAAGAAGUGAGAACAGAGGACGUUGAUCCCACCAAAACAACCGAGGAAGAAGACGAAGUGCGUACAGAGGAAGAUGAAGUGAGAACAGAGGAAGACGAAGUGAGAACAGAGGAAGAAGAUGAGCCCAAGGAAGAAGCUAUCGAGAGCCUUCUUGAAUCUACUCGUAAUCUCAACAUAGAAGACGAAGAGACCAACCAAGGAGCUGAGAAUCAGAAUCGUCAAGAAGAUCCGAUCACGACUCAUAGGAGCGACCAAACAAUGGACCGUGGCUCAACAUCGCUUGCAAGUGACCAGAACCGUCCUCUUGAUUCUGAUCCCAACACUUCUCCUAUUAGUCUCAGCGUACAAGACCAAGGAACCGAGAACCAGAAUCCUCAAGAACAGUCAAUGAUUCCUAGGAGCGGUCAAAGGAUGCAACGUGGCUCAACAUCUUCUGCAAGGCAUCAGAACCAAAACCGUCCUCUUGUUCUUCCGAAUCCUCCUUCUCAACAGAUGAUGAUGCCUCCUCGUCUUGGACCAAGCGUGCCUCCAUAUCAGCAAGACCUUUUCGGUUUGCCCCCGCAGCCAAGAUGGCUCGUAGUAGACCACUUCUACUCAGACGGGCUCGGUCUAUACAGUGCACAAUGGAGAUUCCGAACCAUCACUCCUUUUCUCCCAAACCAGAACACAUAUCCGCAUCAGCUGGUGCCGAUGGAGCUCCCCGGUCAGCCUGGAACUGAAUUAGUAUGCUACAGCCAGUCGUUCGGUGUGCUUCGGCAGGGCCAACUCGUUCCCCACCAGGAAGCUCCUCCGAUGAGGCCGCAGCAGCAGAACCAGUUUCGAAGUCUACCUCCAAUGAGGCCAAUGCUGCCACAGGACGACUUCGUUGUCCAUCUAGGUCAAGUCCCGGUGAGGCCAAUGAUGUAUUACCAGGAACAGAACCAGAUUGUUCCCAACGCGGGCAUACAAGCUCCGGCGAGGCCAAGUCUACCCCAAGUCAGAGCUCCGAUGAUGCAGCCACCGGUGCUUUUAUAUCCGCCACCUAUAGUUAACGCUGUACCAGUGAGGCCAAUGAUGAACCAAGGAGGAGGACAACGGUUUAGGUUCCCCAUGAUUCAGCACCACCAAGGUUCUCCCAGUGCACCGUGGCCUGAGCAGAAUCAGCAACUUCAGUCUCCAAGGGAGUCUCAGGGUUCCAACGAUGGACCGUUUUCUUCUGGCGGAAGUCAAGACUAGAGCAUAAGAGGUGUUAGGUAAAAAGUUUUUAAAAGUUUUUAAAAGAUACAAAAUGAUCUCAGAUUGAUUUUGAUAAUUGUAAAUGAAAGCUUGAUUACUCUUUUUUACUCAAAGAUUUAGCAGAGGUUUAAACCUCAUCGUUAAAUAAGUAUACUACAAGGUCUUUAUAGUUUGUUUCUUCUCCGUCGAUAAUGUCACGUGUAUUUCAUAUGGUCUAAGAUAGUAACUAAAAGCUGAUUACAAAACCAUGAAUUUUUAAAUGAGAUGAAUCACCUUUUGAAUAAUGUUAACGGGCCAGAGAAAUCGAAGAGAGGCCUUUUAGUGUAAUAAACGAGCCCAUUAAGUAGACUUUAAACCGUAACAGCGUCCCACACCGGCUGUGUAAGAAGAAGAGGCUGCGUUUAUAUAGCGACGGAGUCAAGUAGGUGAUUGUCCCUUCGGGGACAUCCGAUAAAAUUGGAACGAUACAGAGAAGAUUAGCAUGGCCCCUGCGCAAGGAUGACACGCACAAAUCGAGAAAUGGUCCAAAUUUUU
Brassica napus (rape) is the source of this 1973-nucleotide messenger RNA. Its product is annotated as COPII coat assembly protein SEC16-like. Lineage: Eukaryota; Viridiplantae; Streptophyta; Magnoliopsida; Brassicales; Brassicaceae. The record is from RefSeq and is a predicted model, not a curated record. Bases 18 to 1439 code for a protein of 473 amino acids. The transcript has 3 exons.